AUGACCGUAUCCAUAACAGGAGAGGGAGUUAGAUCAAAGAAGAAACUUCUCAUGAACGUAAUCAUCCCGGAGAAGAUCAACAUGUCUCAAAAACUUCCCGCCUCUAACAGGCAUCACCAACCGAAAGGACACCCUGACCCCUUAGCAAAACCAGCACCAGGGAAAACCUUAGCUAGAGGCUCAAGUAUCAAUAAGUCACAAGCCCAAACCUUCAAAGUCAUACACCCAACAACAAACCCCCGCAGCCGAAAAGAAACCAAAAUUAAGCAGAAAGACUUAAGGAGAAGACCCGACCUAAGGAAGCAGCUAGAUAAUAAAUCUCAGAACUCAAGACACAACUGGCCAAACCGGAGCCUUAAACAGCUCACAACCAAACCCUCCAAAAUUAAUAGAAACCGAUUCAAGAAAAAAAAAACAAUAAAAAAUAAGAACGUCAAGGAGAAGACUAAUCCCCCACGGCGCAGGUACCUCAAUCCUCUAAACCUGCAUGCGGCCACCCACCUCCAAAACACAGAAGCCAACCUUUCAAGGGCGGAAGAACAAAAAUGCGAAGACAACAACAGGGACAAAAUCCCCCAGUGA
Messenger RNA from Plasmodium inui San Antonio 1, 582 nucleotides. RefSeq lists its product as hypothetical. Bases 1 to 582 code for a protein of 193 amino acids. The record is from RefSeq and is a predicted model, not a curated record. The transcript is spliced from 2 exons. Lineage: Eukaryota; Apicomplexa; Aconoidasida; Haemosporida; Plasmodiidae.